This is a messenger RNA of Lutzomyia longipalpis, 596 nucleotides long. RefSeq lists its product as uncharacterized. The transcript is spliced from 3 exons. NCBI's taxonomy places the organism in Eukaryota, Metazoa, Arthropoda, Insecta, Diptera, Psychodidae. Bases 131 to 511 code for a protein of 126 amino acids. The record is from RefSeq and is a predicted model, not a curated record.
UCUUGGUGGCUACUCUGGACCUUCUUGUUGGAUUUCCGUGUGAUCAUUUGUGAUCCAGCCUUCGUUGAAUUGUGAUCUUUUUCCGUUUUUCUCUCUGUUUAAAAAGAAUCUCCAUUUUAUUCGUCUAAAAAUGUUCCCUCCAAGUCAGGAUGAUAUUAAUAAACUUCGCGCUGUUAUUGAAUCUUGGGAUCUCUCUCGUCCUGAUCUUGUGGUUAAGAUCCUCGUUGAUAACUGCUUCUUACUCCAUGAGAUGCUUUUGAUUGAGGAACAGGACAUCGUGGAUCUCUUCCCAAGUCCUUAUGUGCAUGAUCGCGUGCAAUUCCGCGUUUGCAUCACUAAAUGGGCGAUGGAAGUUGAGACAGCUAAUCGUAUUCUCUCCCUCAACGAGGAACCCGAACCGGAAGUUGUGCAGAUUGCCGUUAAAAAUUGCUGCCAGGAUCGUCGUGAUGUCGUUAAAGACAAAGUCCAGGCUUAUCUCAAUGUCAUGAACUUCCCCGGAUUGCCAAAGUAAAUUCUCCUGAAAGAUUCCGGUAAAUUGUAUUGAAACGCCUAUCGCUGUUGUAAGUAAUAAAAGAACAUAAAAGAUCUCUAAAAAA